Meyerozyma guilliermondii ATCC 6260 is the source of this 1173-nucleotide messenger RNA. RefSeq lists its product as uncharacterized. NCBI's taxonomy places the organism in Eukaryota, Fungi, Ascomycota, Pichiomycetes, Serinales, Debaryomycetaceae. The record is from RefSeq and is a predicted model, not a curated record. The transcript has a single exon. Bases 1 to 1173 code for a protein of 390 amino acids.
AUGAAUAAUCUAUUCACCGCGUUUUCUGUGGCUGUGAUUUCACAGCUACGCUUUGCGUUAUUCACGGACAGCGUGGAGUCUGCAGUAGAGUCAUUAACUGCUCAAAUAAUAAACUUUUACAAACUCUCACAUGUUGUGGUUGAUAUGAAAGAGGAACCAAAAGAGGAAAAACUUGUGGAGAUGAUAACUCAAAGACCACAAAAUGGAGGAGAGCAUCCAGAACUUGUCAAUAUAGUAGUUUUCAAAAAUCUUGAAACCACUUCUGCAUCAUACCAACGAAAAAUCAUACAUUUUAUAAAUGCAUUGGACUCCUACAAUACCAAUUCCCUGCGAUUACUGCCACAACCCAUUCAAUUUGCACAACUGAAGGCUUCUCGUCCACAGAUAUUCAUGAUAAUACCGGUUAUAAAACGACGAGAAGAUGGAACACCUCCUCAAUUGGUGCCUCACUUGCGCCAUAAAUUUGCAUUUUCCCAGUUUUAUAAUGCUCUGGAUCUGGAUCUGCUUGCUGUUGCUGUAGUUCCCGACUUGCUAGCAUUGAGGCUUCUCGUGGAUCAAGUUUUCGUUUCGGCAGAAAUCAGAGGGUAUAUCUAUUCGUUGCUAGUGCACAUUCGAACACAUCGGCUCUGUUCGCUUAACUCUAUGGGGGCCCGGCCCCCUACUGGAACCCUAGAUUGGGUGAGGACGGUGGCAGCAGCUAUGGUUGUGUGGAACGAGCAUGAGCGAGAAAAGAAGAAUAGUGAAUCGGGUGAACAAACAGAAAAAAAAGAGAACGACGAAGAAGACAAAAAAACAGAGAACGAAGAUAGAGAGAAGGAAGAGCUAAAUGGUUUUGUCGAGCAGGUAUCGGAUACAAUUUCUCUGAGCGAACGAGGUGGUGAAGAGAACGAUCUAUUUUUAACUCCCACAUUUGUUCAGGUAGCAAUCAGAAAAGUCACCUACUUCCAGGUCGACUGGGAACUGGACACCAUCUUUUCGCGCCACUGGAACGGUCCUGAAAAACAUCGUCAACAAGAAAUAUCUAUGCUAACCGGCGAUUGGUACGGCAGUGAGUGGGUAUACGCCAAGCGCUACAUUGACGAACAUAGAUCCCAGCCCAGUGACCACACUCCUACAGGAAUCACCAACGAUAUAGUGGAGGAUGCAAUUGCCCGCGUGAGACCGCCGAUAUAA